This is a messenger RNA of Fusarium pseudograminearum CS3096, 1173 nucleotides long. RefSeq lists its product as uncharacterized. The record is from RefSeq and is a predicted model, not a curated record. Gene Ontology annotation, molecular function: arginyl-tRNA--protein transferase activity. Gene Ontology annotation, cellular component: cytoplasm. Gene Ontology annotation, biological process: protein arginylation. The transcript has a single exon. The coding region runs from base 1 to 1173 and encodes 390 amino acids. Lineage: Eukaryota; Fungi; Ascomycota; Sordariomycetes; Hypocreales; Nectriaceae.
AUGUACCGACCUGACCAACGUCGGUCAUGUUGCCCUCAUUAUACUGUCCGUCUCGAUUCUACCCAGUUCAAACCGUCUAGAGAUCAGCGGCAGACUAUCAACAGAUUCAACAAAUUUGUCUUGGGAGGUUUGUAUACGAAGGAGGCUUCCCGACUGUACCCCAGGUCGCGCGACGAGGCCAAGAAGCGCGACAACCACUUCGACCUUGUUGAGAGAAUCCAUGAAGCUGAGGAUGUUAACGUACAAAAACCCCCUGAGGCUGCGCAUAAACUGGUUGUGACCUUGGAACACGAUGACUUUACGGAAGAGAAGUUUGCCAUUUACGAAAACUAUCAGCGAGUGGUACACAAGGAUUCCCCGAGUGAAAUAAGCAAGAGUGGAUUUAAGCGCUUUCUCUGUAGCUCGCCCUUGAGGAGAGAGACGAUGGUAGCACCAGAUGGUCGCGAACGUCGCCUAGGGUCUUACCAUCAGUGCUAUAGAUUGGAUGGUAAACUGGUCGCUAUUGGUGUUCUCGACCUUUUGCCAGAGUGCGUAAGCUCUGUCUACUUUCUCUACCACGAAAGCAUACACCAGCAUGCACCGGGUAAACUUGGUGCGCUGUACGAGAUUACCUUGGCUAUCGAAGAGGGCUACGGUUGGUGGUAUCCUGGCUUCUAUAUACACAGCUGCCCCAAGAUGCGGUACAAGAUCGACUACUUGCCACAGUUCGUUCUUGAUCCCGAGUCAUUGACUUGGGAUCCAUUGGACCGAGGCAUGCUGGAUCUUCUCGACAAGAAGCCGUUUGUGAGCCUCUCGCUAGAGAAGAAACAGGCUAUUGAAAGUGACGGCGAGAAGCCUUCGGUGCUCAGCGAGGAGAUAAAGACGAGUGACAGCACCGAGACCAAAGGAUCCGACUCUUCGGGUUCUGGUGAGGAAGAGGAUAGCGACUGGCUGUUUACCUCUGGGAUGCCUGGUAUUCCUCCGAUCGCUUCAGCGGCGACUUGGGAUAUGGAUCACAUUGCCUUGAAGAUCGCUCCAGGAGGUCCGCUAUAUGAAACCUCUGACCUUGUCAGCUGGGACGAACGUGGUGUUAAGGAGCACCCGGGACUGAAGGCUACAGUGGCUGAGCUCGUCGCUGCAACUGGACCAGACUUGAUGGACCGAAUUUGCAUAGACUUUGCUCCACGACGAUAA